This is a messenger RNA of Ylistrum balloti, 1849 nucleotides long. RefSeq names its product quinone oxidoreductase-like. Gene Ontology annotation, cellular component: cytosol. Gene Ontology annotation, molecular function: quinone reductase (NADPH) activity; mRNA 3'-UTR binding; NADPH binding. The transcript is spliced from 9 exons. The record is from RefSeq and is a predicted model, not a curated record. The coding region runs from base 80 to 1081 and encodes 333 amino acids. Lineage: Eukaryota; Metazoa; Mollusca; Bivalvia; Pectinida; Pectinidae.
UGUUUUUACGUUAGACAGUGGCGACUUGCAACAGAGAAACAGCGAUUCGAACAUAAGGGAAGACAGUUAUAACUAUUGAAUGAGUGUGUCCAGAUCUGCCUGUAGAACCAUGAUGAAGGCAAUACGCGUGGCACAGUUUGGGGGACCAGAGGUGAUGAAGGUUGAAGCUAACCUGACCAUACCUAAGCCAUCUGAAAAACAGAUCCUUAUAAAAGUGGCUGCCGCAGGGGUAAAUCCUGUUGAUACCUACAUUCGGGCAGGGACCUAUGCAAAAAAGCCUGCCUUACCUUACACGCCAGGAUCUGAUGUUGGUGGGGUUGUGGAGGAUGUCGGGUCAGAGGUCACAAACUUUAAGAAAGGUGACCGUGUGUUCACUGUCAGGACAGACACUGGAGGCUAUGGUGAAUACACGCUGAGCGACUCUUCUCUGACCGGUGUCCUGGAUGACAAACUGUCUUUAGAGCAGGGUGCUGCCAUUGGUGUGCCUUACUUCACAGCCUACAGAGCUGUUAUUGUGAUGGGGAAAGCCCAAAAAGGGGAGACCAUUCUUGUUCAUGGUGCAAGUGGGGCUGUAGGACUUGCAUGUGUUCAAAUUGCCAAGGCACAUGGCCUUCGUGUAAUAGGGACAGCAGGGACUCCGGAAGGACUUGAUCUUGUCUCUUCCAUUGGUGCUGAUGUUGUUGUGAACCACAGGGGAGACAACUACACACAAACCAUCACUGAAGCCUGUGGUGGUUCUGGACCAAACCUCAUAAUUGAAAUGCUGGCAAAUGUCAACUUGGAAAAGGAUCUUCAGAUGGCAACUCAAAGAGGACGUGUCAUUAUUGUUGGUUGUAGAGGGACUGUAGAGAUUUCCCCAAGGCUGACCAUGGGUAAGGAACUGACCGUCCAGGGAGUCAUGCUGAUGGGAUCUACAGCUGAAGAAUGGAAACAGAUGCAUGCUGGGAUUAAAGAUGGAAUGACGGAAGGUUGGCUGAAACCUCACAUAGGUCAUGCUUAUUCUUUAGACGAAGCGGCUCAAGCCCACAAUGACAUCAUCAAUACUAAGGGAGCAACAGGAAAACUUAUCUUAAAAUUGUAAAAUUGGAUUUGAUUUUACUGUUUGUCGAAGAUAAGUUUUAACGCCACUUCUUUGAUGCAGCGAAAUACAUGGUAGAAUAUAUUGCAUAUCUAGUCUAUACUUCAUACACGUGUGCGAGCGAUUGGUAACCUCUGUAAGCCCAUUUAAGCCCGAUUAAUCCCCUAGAGAACUUAGGGGAGACAUACGGAAGCCAUAGUAUGGAGUCCUUGUGGACACAGUUUAGCUGUGGUCGAGCCUUGCUGGGCGUCAGUGUGAGCUUAGUUAGAUCGUUGGUGAAUAUGAUAGCUAAUUAGUUGUGGACUCUGAUGAGGCAUAUGUUUGUUAAAAAUCACAAUCAGAUGAACUACUUACUAUGUAAUCAUAAUUUUGUGCUGCCUCAGAAUUAUUCGAAUAGAAUAUUAUUCAGACUCAAUACUUGGUAUUCUGUCAAUUGUUGACAUACGAAUGUAACCUUGUUGACAUAUCCGAACGAUUUUUUUAAUACUAAUCAGAAUUUGACGUGUCUUGCCAUCAUAUUAUCAUAUUACACAAGACAUUAAAUUUAUCUUAAUCACAUCAUAGUGGUUAAUACUGUAUGAAUUGAUUAGUGGUCACAAAAAAUUGUGGUAUGUCGAUUAAUACCCAUUGGAAUGCAUUCUAGUUGUGUUAUACACUAGUUGUUUGUAUUGCUGUCAAUCAGAAUGGUCAAAGGUGAUUCCAUAAUGAUGUUGUUUCCGAAAUCAAUUCAUGUAUUGCUACUCAUUACAAUAAAAUCAGCAAAGAAAGAAC